Molecule: messenger RNA, 1046 nt
Organism: Neurospora tetrasperma FGSC 2508
Lineage: Eukaryota; Fungi; Ascomycota; Sordariomycetes; Sordariales; Sordariaceae
Exons: 4
Coding region: 260-610 (116 amino acids)
Biological process (GO): vesicle-mediated transport; vesicle fusion
Cellular component (GO): plasma membrane; SNARE complex
Molecular function (GO): syntaxin binding; SNAP receptor activity
Source: RefSeq, a predicted model, not a curated record
CUGACCUCGUUCCUGCGCCCUCAAACCCAAACGUCUUGCAACCUCCAGACCACCUCACCAGCCCUUCCUAAUUGCCAACCUUCUGCAUUCCAACAACCCGACCUCCCCUCCCCACAACGGCCAGCGAAAUCACGACCUCUUCCGCAACGUAACCCGCGACACACCCUCAACACCAUCACAUCCUCCUUUUCCAGAGCUCGCGCUUGAAGCCUAAUCGACAACAACCAAUCCAUUGCGUAUUCAGCCACCCUCAAAAACAAUGUCCGACGCUCCGUACGACCCUUAUAUCCCCAGCGGCCAGCAUGGCGCCGCCGGGCAACAAGGUGCCGGCAACAACGCGGGAACCGCCAGACUGCAACAGCAAAUCGACGACACUGUCGGAGUGAUGCGCGAGAACAUCAACAAGGUCUCUCAGCGUGGUGAAAGGAUCGACGCCCUUCAAACCAAGACCGAUGACCUCGCUAUUAGUGCACAGGGCUUUCGUCGUGGUGCCAACCAGGUCCGCAAGAAGAUGUGGUGGAAGGACAUGAAGAUGCGCAUCUGCUUGAUUGUGGGCAUCAUUAUCUUACUCGUAAUUAUCAUUGUCCCAGCAGUCGUUGCUACGCGCUAAGCUGCUCGUGAAUGAUUUGGUUAUGAUGAGUGAAACAGAAACGUUGUCAGGAAGUGCACGAAGCUGGAUUUGGCUUGCUUUUUAGCAUUCGCAGGGAACGGAAAUCGUGCUUCACUGGGAUUCAGUAUUGGGUUGCUUUUUUUUUCUUUUUUCCUUUCGAAACUUUUCAUCGCCGCGGUUAUAUCAUGGUCUCCUCGCUGGUUGAGAUGGCUUUGGCUUUGGUCUUGGUGACGACUUCUUCGACUGAUGCCCGGAACCACACGACCUGCUAGAGGCGGCGCGGAAAGGUUCAUCGCUUAUACCAUAUACACCCUGUAUCUACGAGACGAAAGGCGAGGAGGCGUACUGUUGUUUUCUCAACUCUUGAAUGGCUAAUCAAGACGGUAUCAUGACCCAUCCACCUACUAAUAGUAAUUCUACCUUUCCCUAUCACCCA